AUGGCGUCUAAAAUUCAGUUGGAUCCGCCGUACGGAUUCGCAAUACGCAGAAAUGGAAGCUGCCUCGGCGAAGAACUCAAUACCACCUCAGCACAUGGUUUCGUCCGAUGCUGUCCGAAAAAUUCACAUGCGAGCGACAAGAACACAGGCAGGUGUUGCCCGAGUGAAGAAGAAGACUGUGAAUCCCAAAUCAAUAACCCACCACACUGCGCCAACGAAACCUGGGAUCUUUACCAAAACGCCGAUGAUGAUGGAUUCUUCUGUUGUGACCAGGAUCUAGUUGGGUUCGCUAAGGAUGGAGGGGUUGGGUGUGCGAAAAAUGAGAAUUCUGUGGUUACCCGUCCGGGUAGGAAGUGGUUCAACAUAUAUUCACCUGGUAAGAUUCAAACCCUGCCUACUCGACAUGAGCUUAGAUCUGAUAUAACUAGCCCCGAGCGCAAAACCCAGCAGCUCCUCAAUUCCGAGCACCUCCUCAACAUUGAGCAGCUCCACGACAUCGAGUGGUUCCACGACAUCGAGUGGUUCCACGACAUCGAGCGGUUCCACGACAUCGAGCGGUUCUGCAACAUCGAACAGCUCCCCGACAUCCAGUAG
Messenger RNA from Penicillium concentricum, 594 nucleotides. RefSeq lists its product as uncharacterized. The record is from RefSeq and is a predicted model, not a curated record. The transcript has a single exon. Bases 1 to 594 code for a protein of 197 amino acids. NCBI's taxonomy places the organism in Eukaryota, Fungi, Ascomycota, Eurotiomycetes, Eurotiales, Aspergillaceae.